Molecule: messenger RNA, 5486 nt
Organism: Betta splendens (Siamese fighting fish)
Lineage: Eukaryota; Metazoa; Chordata; Actinopteri; Anabantiformes; Osphronemidae
Gene: usp36
Product: ubiquitin specific peptidase 36
Exons: 20
Coding region: 151-3603 (1150 amino acids)
Biological process (GO): regulation of apoptotic process; protein deubiquitination
Cellular component (GO): cytosol; nucleus
Molecular function (GO): cysteine-type endopeptidase activity; cysteine-type deubiquitinase activity
Source: RefSeq, a predicted model, not a curated record
UUGGUCCUUGGUCGAUGCCAGUAAUCGAUGCGGCCGCCCUCGGAUAAUGCAGCAUGGACGAAAAUACCAGACCCAAGAGCUACAGCUGAGGAAGCAGACCCUUGCAUUGUCAACGAUUUCGGGUGAUUGAACGAAAGUGAUGUUCCAACAAUGCCGAUAGUGGAUAAACUCAAGGAGGCACUAAAACCCGGCCGAAAGGAGACAGGCGAUGAGGGUGACCUCAACAAGCUGUUGGCUUCCUCUGCCAAGAAGGUGCUUUUGCAAAAGAUAGAGUUUGAGCCUGCCAGUAAGGGCUUCUCCUAUCAGCUGGACAGCCUAAAGAACAAGUAUGUGAUCCUCAAUCCAAGAAACGAGGGUGCUACUGGCCAGAAGGCCACAGAGUCUGUGCAAAUAAAGAGGCAAGUCUCGGAGAAUGUAGUCGGCGGCCAGAGCGAUGGGAUCCCUGCCCCACAGAAGAUGCUCUUUCCAGGCAACAAGCUUACCCUUAAAUGGGAGCGUGUGUACAGGGUGGGAGCCGGCCUCCACAACCUGGGAAACACCUGCUUCCUGAACUCCACAGUGCAAUGUCUCACCUACACCCCUCCGCUUGCCAACUACUUGCUCUCAAAGGAGCACAGCCGUGCCUGUCACCAGUCAGGCUUUUGUAUGAUCUGUAUUAUGCAGAACCACAUCAUCCAAGCCUUUGCCAACACAGGCAACGCCAUCAAGCCUGUCUCCUUCAUCAGAGACCUGAAAAAAAUCGCCAGACAUUUUCGCUUCGGAAGCCAGGAGGACGCUCAUGAAUUUUUGCGAUACACGAUCGAUGCCAUGCAGAAAGCCUGUCUCAACGGAUAUCCCAAGUUAGACAGACAGACACAGGCCACAACAUUGGUUCACCAGAUCUUUGGAGGUUACCUCAGGUCAAGAGUGAAAUGCUCCAUUUGUAAAAGUGUGUCAGACACAUAUGAUCCAUACCUGGACAUAGCUGUGGAGAUUCGGCAAGCUGCAAACAUUGUACGAGCCCUGGAGCUCUUCGUCAAACCAGACGUGUUAAGUGGAGAAAAUGCUUACAUGUGUGCCAAGUGCAAAAAGAAGGUGCCAGCAACCAAGCGGUUCACAGUCCAUCGAACAUCUAAUGUCCUCACCCUCUCGCUGAAGAGGUUCGCCAACUUCAGCGGAGGGAAAAUAACAAAGGAUGUUGGGUAUCCAGAAUUUCUGAACAUCCGCCCCUACAUGUCUCAGAGCUCAGGCGAUCCUGUUAUGUAUGGCCUUUAUGCCGUUCUAGUGCACUCUGGCUACAGUUGUCAUGCUGGCCACUACUACUGCUAUGUCAAGGCAAGCAAUGGGCAAUGGUACCAAAUGAAUGAUUCAAUGGUGCAUUCUAGCAACAUCAAAGUGGUCUUGAACCAACAGGCUUAUGUGCUUUUCUACCUGAGGAUCCCUGAAACCAAAAAGAAUGCUGAUGGGCAGACCACCAAGCAGGCCGUGUUGAAUUCUGGGAAGAACAGCGUGUCGUCUGAACAAAUAAAGAGGGCCAACCUGAAUGGACCCCUCUCAUCCCCGCAGGUCACAAAGAAACUUGAGCCUGCACAGCUGCGUAAGAUCCAGUCAGUGGAUGGUGGUUUGGGUUUGCCCAUUUCCAGGAAUGGAGUGAGCAGCCAGCCUCAACCACGACCAUCCAACUGGACCUUAUCUUCCAACGGACCCUUAAAGCUGCCAGGUGGACCCACGGUUAUUGAGGAACCAUUGAAGAAGCUCAAAAAGCCCUCUCCUCAAAGCCAAACGCAGUCCCGCAGCAGCACCCCGGCCCCUUCCAACAACGGGGUCGGCAGGACGGAGGGAGAUAAGAAGCAGGGUGGCGAGGGCAGAAGCAUGGCAGCGUCUACCUCAUUUAAGUCUUUGUCUGACUCUUCCUCUGCCGACACCUCUGACUCAAAGGACUCGGCGGGUCCUAAAAGCGCACCGGUAGGAGAGACUCCCUCCACUCCUCGGAAAGGCUGCAACGGCCUGGCGUCUCCGGCCAAGAGUGUGGAGCGCUCUCAGAGCACAGAUGAGCAAAAGAUGGCAAAAAUAAAACCCCCAGUUCUCAACAACAUCACAUCUGAAGCCACCAGCACCAUGUCUCCACCACCUGCCAAGAAACUGGCCCUGUCAGCCAAGAAGGCUCGCAGCCGGAGUCCGAGCAACACUGAUGCUCUGCCCACUUUGCCACGCCAGCUGUCCACACAUCAAAAUCAACUUAACCACCUCGCCGUUGCCUCACCCUGUCAUGCUCACAGAGCCAAUUCAUUCCAUUCACCUCAAGUCCAGCCAUUGCCUUUUGUUCACUCAAGUGGAUCUUUCAAAGAGCAGAGCCCCCCCCAAAAGUCUUUUUCCUCCACAUUGCAAAAACCAAGCGCCAGCCUUUGUCUUAAAACCAAUAGGCUUCACAGUUCCAGUCCAAAGAGCCCCAAGUCUUCCAACAACCUUAGCUCUGAGGUCCAAGAUCUAGACAAUAACAUACUUUCAGCAGAAAAGUUCAACCAAAAGAAGAAGAGGAAAAAGAAAAGACGCCAUAGUGAGGUUGAAGGUGACGCAGAGCCAGUUUUGUCCCCAGCAGCAGUGACGCAGUCCACACUCGAGGAACCAGCUGGCGAGAAGAAACAUAAGAAGAAAAAGAAAAAACGAAAGAGAGAGAAUGAGGAUGGAGAGAAAGUAAAACAGCGCAAGUGUGUCCAGUCUCAUCUGGACACAUCAGCUCAGGAAGAGGAUUGGUGUCAGGGUGGCAUGUGGAGCCUAACACCUCGGCCAGAUGCAGAAGAGUCUAAGCAAAAGCCACCGUUAGCAGGGCCAGUCGAGAAACAAAGCCAGUUACUCGAGCCAAGCGAGGACCAGGGAAGGGACUCAGUGCAGCCAGUGGUCAAGAAGAAGCGUAAGAAGAAAAAGAAAAUUCACCAAGUCGAGGAUCAACAGGAACCGACUCCAGCACGCUCUGCAUCACAAAGCAAUUCAGAGAUGAGGUCCACAGUCGUUCAGAAUGACACAGACGAAGUAAUACUGUUAAAAAAGAAAUUAAAGAAGAAGAAGAGACUAAAAGAACAGGAGAGCAGGGAGUGUUCAAAUGGACAGAAUGAUGAGCCCAAAGCAUCAGAGCCUCCUUCAAAAAAGAGCACCACAGAGAACGGCAAGAGCGAACAAAGGACGGCUGCGGUGGUGGUGUGGGACAGCCAAGUGAGGGACGGCUACAAGCGCAGUAAAGCGCCAGCAGCUAAUGGAAGUGCAUUAGGAGACAACGCCUCAACCCGUGCUGCUCCGUUAGCCUGGGAUGGAAAGAGGACGAGUGGUGUGGUAGAGGAGCUACUCAGGAACGCCACAGAUAAAGCUUACGGCGCCAAUGUUCUUAGUUGGGAUGGAGAAGUCUCUACUAUUAGUAGAGAUGCAAUGAGGGACGCCCGCCGCUCCAGGACUGACACUGUGAUUGACGAGUGGGAUGAAGACUUUGACCGAGGAAAAGUAAAGAAAAUAAAAGCCUAUAAAAGAGAGAAAUGGACAAGUGGCAUCAGCAUGUUUCAGAAGAUCCAGGACAGGAGGAACAAGUGGUCUGUAACCCCGGGUGGGAAGAGAGGCUUUGGGGUCCGUCGCUGAGAGUCCAAUAUCAAAGCCUAAGGUUGUGCAGACUGGAAACCAAGACAAAAUUUUGCCAGACCUUUAACUUUUUUGUCUUGUUCAGUUCAAGGAUUAGAAGCAGCACAGGAGUGUGCGUUAUCUGGCGAACCCAAGCAAUCUGAUGAACUAUCCAGAAUGAAAUGUUUCCUCAUUGGCCAGCUGGAUUUUACCCUCAUAUCCCCUUUGAUCCAGCAAAUGGCUUCAGCUUUUCUAUGCAUGCAGUAUUUAAUAGGAAACUCUACACACUUAUGUCUAAUGAAAUACUGUGUUGUCCUUUUUUUGCUACUUGGGCAAUGCCCCAAAAAUUCAAUACCCUUUUCUGACCUAUUAGGAAAUGAAGUAUAGUUUUAGCAUACUUGCGAGGGAAUGAGCUGAUUAUCUGCAGCUGUGAACUGGACGCGGUCUUAGGGCAGAUGAUGCUGCUUUUGCAGACAUCAGGGCUCAGUAAGUAGGAGAUAAAAAAGUGACCUUUUAAAACGUCUGUCUGCAGUAGUUCUUAACUGCAGAUACCCCAAACUGUUAUUAUUUUAGAUUUCUGUAUUAUUUUAAUGCUGUAUUCACUGUUGUUUCAUUUUGCUCCGGUGUCUGUUUUUAAGGACCACAUUUUGCCUGCGUACAGUUGGUAAAAUUAGGCUUUAAACCACCAUGUUCCCAAAUUGGCUCAAAUUGGCCUCAACGUUUUUAGUUCUGCCUUUUAAUGCCAAUACAUAAAGUGCUCCUUUUUCUCUAAACAGACUGUUUAUGAAUUGGUAAACAACACCGUUGACUGUCUGCCUUUCAUUUUACCGCUGGUUUUCUUGGAAAACAUUCAGACAGCUUGGCGCGCAUUAGCAGAACACUUUGUGUUGAGUGGAGCAGCUGAGAGUGUUGUUUUCUGCCGUGCAACCGCUACAACACGUAGCUCAUCUCCGUUCAGCAUUCAGUAGAUAUCGGACCUUUCCAUUCCCCAUAGCAAACCGUUCUCCGUACUGAAAUAUAAGGGUUACACUCGCUGCUCAAGGCACUGUGUUAGAAUAAGACUGCCACGUGCUAGCACCCCCCUCCCCCUCCGUUUUAUCUCUAUGCAAUUUCUCCUGAUGAACAUGCUUGUCACCUAGAAACUGGGCUGAGCCUCAGGAACCCAGAAACCCCGUAUCCCAUCAUCGAUCAAACUCUAUCAGAGUAAAACCCCACCCCGGACCAAUGUCUUGCAUCCUGUACAUCCUGUAGAAAUGGUUUUAUACUAAGUAUUUCAGGUGUGGAGUCAAUGGGAUCAUCUUGCACCAAUCUGGGCACAGAUGCAUAGAAACUAAUGUUAUAACAAGAUGCUUUGCCGAUGUAGAAGACUGUACAGUACGUCUUGUGCUACCUGUGUUUCCCUCCAAUGCUGUAAAGACUGGCCCGUGCAAUUCUUUUCAUUCUAGACAUGUUGCCUUGAAUUGGCUAUAAAAAAAACUAUAGGAAUUAAUGUUAUCGAUAUAUAAUUUAAAGAAAAGGCAGAUCUUUAAUGUGCUACUAAUACUUGGAUCAGUUGGUGGGUGUUAACUUGAAACCUUUGUCUGCAAAUGUGUUUGUUCAUUUGUGUAGAGGGUCGUGUUUUUCCCAGCCAGACCUUCCCUGUGUCACUGUAGCGUGUACGGCUGCGUAAAACGGCUGCGGUCUGAUUCCUCUAUGUGCUGUUCGUUAGCUGUGAACUCGACGUAGGUUGCGACUCUCCAGCUGCAGGGGGGGAACUUUUACCAGUUCGGACGGACGGUCCACACGUUUGCAUUGGUUGAUCUGUACUUUGCGCCACCUUUUCUGACCAUGAGAGAGACCUUUCAUAAUGAAAGCGGAUCUUGCCACACAUUAACUAUAAAGGUGCAAUAAAGGUGUGACUUUUG